GGGCGCGCGGGGCGGAGGCGCGGCGCCACCAAUCGCAGACAAAGGCCGCCCCGUGAAUCAUGUGGUGCCGGGAGGAAGUCGGCUUGUUGUCUUUCCUCCAGCUGCUGGUCCGGGCGGAACGAUGCGCGGAGACCCCUGCGAGGGUGGCGAGCCCCGAUGAAGUCCGAGCCCCCGGCCGCGCCGCAGCGCCCCCGGCCCAAUGGCGGCCCCGCGCUGGGACCCCCUCCGCAACGACUCGCUGCCGCCCACGCUGACCCCGGCCGUGCCCCCCUACGUGAAGCUCGGCCUCACCAGCGUCUACACCGCGUUCUACUCGCUGCUGUUCGUGUUCAUCUACGCGCAGCUGUGGCUGGUGCUGCGCUAUGGCCACAAGCGGCUCAGCUACCAGAGCGUCUUCCUCUUCCUCUGCCUCCUCUGGGCCUCCCUGCGGACGGUCCUCUUCUCCUUCUACUUCAGAGACUUCGUGGCAGCCAACGCGCUCAGCCCCUUCGUCUUCUGGCUGCUCUACUGCUUCCCGGUGUGCCUCCAGUUCUUCACCCUCACCCUCAUGAACUUGUACUUCACGCAGGUAAUGCCCUCCCAUUCUCAAGAGGCGAAGAACAGUGAGGGCUGGACGCCACCU
This is a messenger RNA of Hipposideros armiger (great roundleaf bat), 622 nucleotides long. Its product is annotated as integral membrane protein GPR137B-like. Gene Ontology annotation, cellular component: lysosomal membrane. The record is from RefSeq and is a predicted model, not a curated record. The transcript is spliced from 2 exons. NCBI's taxonomy places the organism in Eukaryota, Metazoa, Chordata, Mammalia, Chiroptera, Hipposideridae. Gene Ontology annotation, biological process: regulation of autophagy; negative regulation of osteoclast differentiation; negative regulation of bone resorption. The annotation marks the transcript as partial.